Messenger RNA from Malania oleifera, 1485 nucleotides. RefSeq names its product exopolygalacturonase-like. The record is from RefSeq and is a predicted model, not a curated record. The coding region runs from base 1 to 1485 and encodes 494 amino acids. NCBI's taxonomy places the organism in Eukaryota, Viridiplantae, Streptophyta, Magnoliopsida, Santalales, Ximeniaceae. The transcript has 7 exons. Gene Ontology annotation, biological process: carbohydrate metabolic process. Gene Ontology annotation, molecular function: polygalacturonase activity.
AUGGUCGGGGAGAGGCAGACGGUGGCCGUGAGUCAUGAAACUGAGAGGGAGAUGGGAGCAGCUUGCAGAUUGAUGCUUGAAAUUGAGAUCUGCGAGAUCUCUACCAUUGACGACGGUGAUUUUGUUACUAUUUGUUUUGAUUAUGGUGUGGAUUCUUCAGCUGAUUGGGCUCUAGGUGCUCGACAGAAUGUCACUAAGGAGUUCGGUUUUACUGUUUGGGGUUUUACCGAUUGUAGUUGCUACAAUGGUGCAAUUUCAAUUUGCAUUGCAAUUUCAAUACAAAUUUCCAAUUGCAAUUUCAAAUUCAAUGUUCACAGCAAUGUUCAUAUAUACAGAUUAAUUGCAACUCUAUCGGUCGCUCAAUUUGCUCACUCUGCUGUUUUUGACGUCUCGAAAUACGGAGCCAAGGCUGAUGGUUCUGAUGCAGCCCAGGGAUUGCUGGGUGCAUGGAAGGAGGCAUGUGCGUCGGCACAGCCAAGCAAGGUGACGAUUCCAAAGGGAAACUACGUGGUGGGAGAAGUGGCAUUCGUGGGGCCAUGCAAGGCCCCCAUCCAGUUCCAAGUUGCCGGAACUCUGAAAGCCAGCCCUGAUCCCAGCCACUUCAAGACUGACGGUUGGAUCAAGUUCCAGAACGUCGACCAUCUCAGCAUCUUUGGCGGCGGAACGUUCGACGGCCAGGGUACCCUCUCUUGGACCAAAAACCAGUGCUCCAAAUCCCUCAACUGCAAGAGUCUUCCCACCAACGUGAGAUUCGACUUCCUUACCAAUUCGGAGGUGCGCGACAUAACCUCGCUAAACAGCAAAAUGUUCCAUACCAACAUCCUGGGCUGCAAGAACCUAACACUCAACCACGUGACCAUCACUGCGCCCGCAACCAGCGCCAACACCGACGGCAUCCACAUCGGCCGCUCCGACGGCAUCAACAUCACCGACUGCCACAUCCAAACCGGCGACGACUGCGUCUCUCUAGGCGAUGGCAGCAAGCACGUCACCAUCACCGGAGUCACCUGCGGCCCCGGCCACGGUAUCGCCGUCGGCAGCCUCGGCAAGUUCAAAAACGAGGAAGAUGUUGUCGGCAUCACCGUCAGAAACUGCACCCUCACCGGCACCAUGUUCGGCGUCAGGGUCAAGACUUGGCCUUCCUCCCCCGCCGGCAUUGCCUCCGACAUGCACUUUGAGGACAUUAUCAUGAACCAAGUUAGCACUCCUGUCCUCAUCGAUCAAGAAUAUUGCCCAUGGAAUCAGUGCACUGGCCAGAUUCCAUCUAAGGUUAAGGUGAGCAAUGUGAGCUUCAAGAACAUAAGGGGGACGUCGGCGACACAGGUUGCAGUGAAGCUUGCGUGCAGCAAGGGCGUGCCGUGUGAGAAUGUGCAAGUGAGUGAUAUCCACUUGGCGUACAGUGGAAAAGAAGGUCCCGCCACUUCCGUCAUCUCCAACGUCAAGCCUAUUAUUUCCGGCCAGCAGUUUCCGCCCCUAAAAAUUUAA